Blepharisma stoltei is the source of this 2942-nucleotide messenger RNA. NCBI's taxonomy places the organism in Eukaryota, Ciliophora, Heterotrichea, Heterotrichida, Blepharismidae. The record is from the annotation of a GenBank genome assembly.
AUAAAAAAAUAAAAAAAACAUAAAAAAAUAUAAAAAAAAUCAUUUUAAUAUUUUUAGCAGCCAAAAUAUGGAAAUCAAACGCCCAACGAACUGGGCUGAAUCAAUAUCAUCAAUUCUCCGAAAAACUGAGCUAAAUCUGCUUAAACUUCAGCGCACAAAUUAUCAUCAUGAUGAAUACGCUAGACCUCCUUCUACAAUGACUCAGCUUGAUCUUUCAAUGGAUCAGCGGCAACGUUCAAGCUUUUUUGAACCAACUGAUAACGCAUCCUUAAUCCAGCAAGAGCUCUCAGGAUUUAAACAGUCAAUCGAAAAACUAUUCACAGAAAAAUACAAGCAGCAUCAAAGCGAAAUGUACAAUUUAAGCCUAAGAGUCACUGAUUUAGAAGAUAAACAAAUUGCAUUUGAAGAUCUUAAAGAAGAGCUUCAAAAUACACUUUUAGCAAUAGGAAGAAAAACAAUUGGAGAAAAUAGAAAAUUCGAUGACAAUACAAAGAAUUAUGCCACAAAAGAAGAUUUGAAAUUGGUAGAAGAGUCGUUUCAGCAUAUAAGGCAGCAUCAAAUUAACAAAAUUGAAAUGCAGAUAAGGGACAUUAUGCAGGAAAAUUUAGGGAUAAGAGACUAUGUAAAUAACAUUGCUGAUGAAAAAAAUAAAGAAAACUUAAAAAAAUCAAUCUCGCCAUAUGAAAUAAGGUCGAUCAAGGAGGAAAUUCAAUAUGAGACAAAUGUGAAAAUAAAAGAAAUUGAAAGAAAAUUUUGUAAUGAUAUAGAGAGAGAAUUAGAUUAGAGAAGUUAAAGGGGUUUAUUUCAGCCCUGGUCAGUCGAGCUUCAGCUUCGCGCUUCAUGUGGCGCUAGUCACUAAAGCCACCUAACGCCCUUUUCUGUCGAUGUCACCAUUUUUUUAAUGACGUCGACAUCUUUCGGGGAGACUCACCCGCACCUGCUGGACCAAAAAAUUGCAGCAAAGGACUCUCUUAACCCCUGGUAGUGCUCAGGGUAUGAGGGGACCGUCCCGUGCCUCCUUCUGGAACUACCCUUGCCAUUUGCAGGCAUCAUAUUGCUCCUCCAGAAGUAUCCGAUUGGUAUUGCGCCGUCGGUCUCUCUCGUCUGUGGGCUGAGGAGAGGCCCAGUCAGCCCAAGCCAACACCCACCCGGAUAAUCGCCGUCAGCGACCCCGUGGCCCUUCGGGGCCACUUUUUUAAAUUUGUGACCCCAAAUUCUGGAUUUUUUGUUUUGUUUGUCGCAGCACAGCAACGUGUCGCCACAUUGCCUAACGGCAAUUAUGUAAUGAUAUAGAGGAUAUUGCCAAACAAUAUAGGCAGCAAAAUGAAGAUCAUUAUAAGUCAUUGAAAGAAUUGGCUAAUGCUGCUCUCCAAAAAUAGGCUCCAUAUUAUUUGAUUGGAGCAUUUUCCUCGUGUGAUAUUUCCUCGGAUUUUUAGUCUAAUUUUUUUCCUUUUGGCAUUUAAUAGAAUUUUAACUUUUUUUUCCCGACAAUCGUCACGAGGAAAAAGUUACGACUAAAAUCUGAGGAAAUUUCACACACGAGGAAAAAGUUUCCAUUAAAUGACUGGCAACACCAAAAAAUAUGAUUCACUUUCAAAAUUAGUUGACGAAGCAAAGCAAAAUUCAGGAAAAUUGCAAAACACAAUAAAUUUAGAGCUCUCGCAAAUAAAAAAUCAAAGCUCCCAACCUGAUUUUAAUAUAGUUAAUGAGCUAAAGCAGAAUAUAGAAAACGCAAAAAAUUAUGCAUCUGAUGAAAUAGAAAGGAUUAAAAAAGCAUUAAAAUUAUUAGAAAAUUCUAUUGAUUCACAAGAUAUUGAACUGGAAAUUGAAGGCCUUAAGAAGCGUAUUGAUGUCAUACCAGCACAGCCUGUCUUACAAGAUUUAUCAAAUUUCGUUUCAAGAGAGGAGUUUAACCAAAUAAAUGUUAUCAAAAAAGAUCUAAAACAAUUAGAAGACACAAUUAAGAGUCAUGAUCUGAAUAAAGAAAUAGAAGCGCUUACUCCCCUCUUUAAAUUGGAAAAAAAUAUUGAUAAAAUUUCCAUUUUUGACUAAAUACCUUUAAAUUGGAGUAAAAUAAUUUAGUUUUUAUAGAUAAAAAUAAUAAUUUAUAUUUAAAACAUGGCCUUAAGGUCUGGACUGUUGUACCAAGAGGGAGGCUGACACAUGUCGCCAUUUAAUUUAUUAUUCCACUAUAAAGGGGAGUUAGAAAAGAAAUAUCUCAUUUUCAACCUCAAGAUUUAUCAAAUUUCGUCACUAAAUCUUAUUUAGCAGAACAAAUAGGCACAAUCCAGCCAAAUCAAGAAAUUUCCAAUCAAUUAAUUUCUAUCCAUAUCAAACUAAAAGAGCAAGGCGAAGCUUCAUCAAAAUUAUCCAAUAAAAUUGAUGAUUUAGAGCACCAUUUAAUUCAGAUAGAAGAAGAAUCAUCUGAAGAAAUUAGCCUUGAAUUAAGCAAAAAAGAAGGAAGUAUAUUAAAAAAACAAGAGCAGCAAAUUGAAGUAAAGCCUGAAGAAAAUAAAGAGUAUAGUGGACUAGCGACCUUCGGAAAACCUGAAGAAAGCAAGGAUCCAGAAGAGUUAGUAGCAAUUUCUUUUAAUAAUUUAGGUGAAAGUGAUGAUGAUAGCCAAGGGUUUAUUUCACCAUUGAUAUCUCCCAUGAAUCAAGUCGUUGUUGGACCUAUUGGAUCGGCAAAACCUAUCAAAAAAUUCCAGUUUUCUGAACCAUUGGUUAUAGAAGAAGAUGCCAGAGGAGAAGAAAGUGCUUCUCCGCAUCAAAGAGCGAAUGAAAAUAAGAAGGAUCUUGAUGAAUACAUAGCGGAGUUUACAAAAGAACUUAUUAGGACAGAGCUUGAAGAUGGCUUGCUUGUCGUUAAAGAAGUUUUGGAUAGAGUGCCAAAACCGAAAGUUGGUCAGAGGCAUGAAAAGUUAUUGCCGAAGAAAUUUUAA